This is a messenger RNA of Dreissena polymorpha, 2169 nucleotides long. Its product is annotated as farnesyl pyrophosphate synthase-like. Gene Ontology annotation, cellular component: cytoplasm. The transcript has 9 exons. Bases 120 to 1199 code for a protein of 359 amino acids. The record is from RefSeq and is a predicted model, not a curated record. Gene Ontology annotation, biological process: trans, trans-farnesyl diphosphate biosynthetic process. NCBI's taxonomy places the organism in Eukaryota, Metazoa, Mollusca, Bivalvia, Myida, Dreissenidae. Gene Ontology annotation, molecular function: dimethylallyltranstransferase activity; (2E,6E)-farnesyl diphosphate synthase activity.
GGAAGUGGACGUGAAAUAGCAUCUUUUUUUCACUUCCGGACGGUUGUUUAGCUACUUUUGCUUUCGGUUACGUUGAACAUCCGUUCAAAGAACGUGUUUAGAUCGUUUUGUUCACUGGCAUGGACAGCGCACAAGAAAAUGGCUUCUCACCAAAUAAAAGGUCAAAGUUGACAACAGAUCUAGACGAGUUUGACAGCCUCUUUCCUGAACUAGUGAAUAAUUUACUGCAAUCUGGGCUUAAAGAUCCAGAAAUAUCAGCUGCUUGUGAAUGGUUUAAAGAGGUUCUGCAAUACAAUGUUCCACAUGGAAAGAAGAACAGAGGGAUGUUUGUGGUAAUGGCAUACAAGUUUUUGGUGCCAAAACCAACUGAAGAAAACAUACAGUUAGCAAGAGUACUUGGCUGGUGUAUUGAAAUGUUACAAGCCUUUUUUCUUGUUGCUGACGACAUCAUGGACCAGUCACUGACAAGGAGGGGUAAACCUUGCUGGUUUAGAAAGGAAAACGUUGGACUGGUAGCAGUGAAUGAUGCUGUCUAUCUAGAGUCAUGUAUUUAUCAGCUUCUUAAAUGCUACAUCCGAGACCAGCCUUACUAUGUUAACAUUCUGGAGCUUUUUCAUGAGAUUACUCACUGCACCAUCACUGGCCAGUGCCUUGACAUGACUGUAUCUCCACCGUCUGGCACAGUGGACUUCCAGCAGUAUACCAUGGAGAAAUAUGAUGCCAUUGUGAAGUGGAAAACAGCUUUCUACUCAUUUUGCCUGCCUGUCACUGUGGCCAUGUUUAUGGCAGGAAUAGACGACCAGGAGAUGCAUCAAAAGGCCAAAGCUAUACUUCUCAAAAUGGGCCAUUAUUUCCAAGUACAGGACGACUACCUCGAUUGCUAUGGCGAUCCCGAGGUCACAGGAAAGAUUGGUACAGACAUCCAGGACAACAAGUGUAGCUGGCUUGUGAUUACUGCUAUACAACGGGCCUCAUCAGAGCAGCUGGCUGUUUUGAAGGAAAACUAUGGCCAAAGUGACAAAACUAAAGUAAAAAGAGUGAAAGAACUGUUCGAUGAUUUAGACCUUGCUCAAGCUUUUGACGACUUUGAGGAAACAAGUUUUUCAGAGAUACAGACUUUAAUUGAGACAUCGAGUGGUGGAUUGCCCCAAGAAAUGUUUCAGGCGCUUGUGCAAAAGAUAUACAAGAGGAACAAAUAGGGGUUAAAUACGAGUUAUUUAUUUGAUACUUGGUAAAACUUGAAGUCUUUUCAUGCAAAUAAGUGUGUAGUAAAUUAUUCGUGUCUGAAUAACAGGUUUGAAGUAAAUAAGUAAUGUGAGGUGAAUAAUACAAAAUAAGAUCGACAAUGCACAAUUAUAUAGAACAUUACUGUUUUAUAAAUACAUUUUUGUAAAUUUUUCUUACACAUAGGUCUUUUUUGGGGUUGGUGAAUACAGGCCAGAUUUGUUUUGUUUUUUUUAGGUUUUAUAUAAAAGGUACAAUACGUACACAAUAAGGUUAAUUUAUUGGAUGUUUUACAUAGUUCCAUAUAAACAUGAAAUGUUUGACAAAGCCAAUUGUAACCAUGGAAUGCAUGUGUCAGUAUUAAAAGUAGUAUGUUGGUGUUAAAACCCUUGCUGGAGCUUAAUUUAUUUUUGUAUUCAAGGGCAUCUCAAAUUUUUGGCAAGUUUUGUUUGAAUAGGUUACUUCCAUUUGCAUAGAGAAGUAUGCUUGUAAAGGAUAACAAAUGCUAUUGAACUAUCAAGUUGCUCUUGAACAUAUGUACAAUUUAUGUGAACAAGCGAUUGACCGUUGUAUUCUCUUGGAUACCUAACUUGCAUUUAUUAAUUAAAUGAACAAUUUAUCCAAGCAUGCGCCUUUUAAACCUUGUUAUUCUAUUGUUUAUUCUGGUAACUAAGGCUUACCAAGCGGCCAUAUAAAUGCUUCACUAAAAUUCAGAGUUUCCUCAUAUUUUGCAGAGGCAUCAGUUUAGCAUUUGCGCACAGAGGAAUGGACCAUAGAAAAAACUUGUCAUACAUUUACUAUUGUUCCUGUUUCAUCAUCACGAACAUCUCAUAUUCCUUAUUAUUUCAUGCACAUCUUUAGAUGUGUUGUCCAUAUUUGUUUUAUAAAGAUUUUUAAACUCUGCAGCUGUAUUUUAUGUCACAGAUUAAAAAAUCUCUACACUUC